Molecule: messenger RNA, 2973 nt
Organism: Capsaspora owczarzaki ATCC 30864
Lineage: Eukaryota; Filasterea; Ministeriida; Capsasporidae
Exons: 3
Coding region: 1-2973 (990 amino acids)
Cellular component (GO): clathrin coat of trans-Golgi network vesicle
Source: RefSeq, a predicted model, not a curated record
AUGCAGUUCUUUGUUGCGCUUGGCCUUAUUGCGCUGGCCCAGGCCGGUCUCUCUGUCGAUAUGCCCACGUUGCUCUCGAGCCCGACCAUUCUGGUCCCAAAAUUUGCGGACGACGCUCCUUCUGCUGCCGCUCCUCCCACGGCUGCGGCUGCGACGAGUCCUGUUUCGACACUGACCUCCGCAACGCAUACUGCACCUGCACCUGCGGCGGCCGACGAGGAUGAUUUCGCAGAUUUCAGUGCCGCCCCUUCCCUUGCGCCCGCCGCUGCCCCUGCCCUCCAUGCCACUGCUGCCCCUUCACUUGUGCCCGCUGCUGCCACUGCUGCUACCGCCACAGCCGCAACAGCUAUCGAUCCCAACGACAAGUACAGCAUUUUCCGAAUGGACGCAGAACUUGCGUCCGCCGCCACCCCUUCGGUUGAUGUGCAGGCCAAGGCCGCCGCAGCAGUCGUCGAUCCCAACGACAAGUACGGCGUCUUCCGAAUGGACACAGACUCGUCAGCUUCUCAGGUGGUUGGCGCCUCGCCGCAAAUUCCCGGCCCGACAUCCGCGCUUCUGGAUGGUGCCGUACCCGCUGCGACGACCUUCCCCCAUGCCGCAGCUGCGAUCACCAUUAAGGACCACCACCACGCCGACGACGAUGACGAUUUCGGUUCGUUUGCCACCGGUGUGCUCCCUUCACAGCCCCCGUCGUUCGUUCCCCCAUCUCAAGCUGUUGCUGCGACACCCCUGCACUCGUCAUUCGGUUCUGCUACGACCCCGGCCAUGUCCGCUUCGGCAUCUUCUGCCACUGGUGGUGCCUCACUGUUUGAGAUGAGCAAUCCUUUUGGUUCUUCAUCGGCGGCUCCUCCAACUUCCGGAUCUGCAGACAAGUACAGCGCCUUUGCAAUGUUUGAUUCUCCGGCUCCUGCUGCGAUGUCUCCAUCUGCAGCAGCGUCUGUCACGGCGACCGGAUCGCCUGUUCCUACCCAGGCGAGUGCGCCUGCGGUUUCAGCAACUGCACCUGCGACGUUGCUCAACGACGACAUUUUUGGGAGCCACGCGUCCUUUUCCAAUUCCGCGUCCUAUUCCCAACCAAACGGCGUGGCUGCAGCUCCUGCGACGACUGUUGCUGCGACCAAUGGUCCCUCGAACGUCACCGCCUCUCCCAAUCCGCUGAAUGAGGCGACUUUGGCAGAUCUCGAAUCGCACACCCGUGCUGGCCCCGUGUUUCUCGCCCCAACGGACGUGCUUUCCUCGUCCUCUCUGGGAUAUGUCGUUGGAAAGGGCUCGGUGAGCAGCUCGGUGGUGACAGAAAUGGGCAGCAGUGCUUACGAGCCAAGCAAUGCACCCUUGGCCAUCUCGCGCGUCGAUUUGUUCGGCCAGUCGGUGCACCAGCCUGUGCAGCCGUUCUCGGCAACGCAUCCGAGCUCGGUCGGUCGCGUUGAAGCUUCCGGACGCUCGUCGUUGGCCGGUGUGGACGGAGUGGCCUCCAACGGCGGCGACAACAGCAAUCUCGGCGACGAGGAGGAGGCUGCGACGAGCGACGAUGGCUUUGCCGAUUUUCAAGGCAUUCCUUCGUGGUCUUCUGCGCCCACCGCCUUGCCCGCUGUGGUGCUCAACUCCCCAGCCCAGGCUACCACGACCCCUCCCAAUCCGUUUGCAGCAACGCACGACCCGUUUGCCGCCUCGGAUCCGUUUGGAAUCCAUGCAACCCAAGCAUCGUCGUCCCCUGCGAUGGCAGCACACUUCCAGCAGCCGUUCGAGGUCGAUUUUGCGAGCCUCUCGACCAACACACUGCAUGUCGCUCCUGUGGGACACGCUCCCAAUCAAGCAGUCGACUUUGCUGCUGCGAGUGGGUUUUCAUCGGCCGUUCCAGGCGCAUCCGCCGACGAUGAUGACGAUUUUGGUACAUUUGCUACUUCGUCUCAGGCCGCGCCUUCAGCCAUGGGCACGACUUUGAUCCAAUCCACCAGCAGCGUCGCAAAGGUUGACCACGGUGCCGCUGAUGCACACGACGAUGAAUUUGGCGAUUUCGCUCAAUCUAAUGCCACUCCGUCCGCGACAGGGGCCGCCUCAAAGUUCGGCCAGCCUUCCGGUCUUUCGGCGAACGAGUUGUUUGCAUCCAGCUGGAAUGCCUUUGAAACCAAAUCCAUCAGCACCACAUCCUCGACAGCCGAACGAUCCACAUUCGCGUCUGCUCCCAUUCCUCCUCCUGCUGCUGCUGCCGCUGCUACUACUGCUGCUGCGGCAGUGAGCUCUGCUCCUCCCACCUGGUCAGUUGCCGCGCCCGUUCCGGGACUGCCACAGAGUGAAGACCGGUACGCCUUGUUCCACGAGUUGCAGUCUACUGAACUUCGUCCCGAGGACGAUGCACAGGCGAUUGUCCCGGCCGGCCAAUCUGCAGGCGCGCCGAGCGAGCACGCGGCUGCUGCUUCUGGCAUGAACGCCAUCGCGCGAGAGUGGAUUCGGGUGCUCGAAGCCAGCAAAGAUUGCCUCACUCGGGCCGUCAGCUCGUUGAAUGCACUCAUUCGACAGGGUUUUACGCACAGCCCUGCAGCGGUCAAAGAGGCGUUUGCUUCGCCAGCCAUGCGAUCUUUCGUGACUGACACUCUGGAAAUUUAUCGCGUCGUGCUGCGUUUGAAGGCCGCUACCCCCGCGCAGGUUCAAGAUUCAACAGGUCGCACAGUGUCCACCUUUGCGGCGCUGGAGCAACUCAAGGCGGAUUUGAUGCGGAUUCUUGCCGCACAAAUGUCGGAUUUCUCCAUUUCCAUUGACGCGGAAUCUCUGCGUCGCAGCCCCGAUCCACAACAAGGAUGUGGCCUGUGCUGUGGGACUUUGACAACGGCGCCUGCCAAACCGGCGAGCUCGUCGACAGCGGCUGUUUGGAGUACCAACGUGAUUGCCUGGGGCGGAAAGCAAUAUCAUGCUCCGUGCGCCAACCUUUGGCUCAACCAGGUCGAUGGCGUUCUACCAGCUCUGACAUUUGUUUAA